AUGCAUGCGGACUACAACAUGAAAGAUGAUAAAGGAAAUACAUCAAUUUUUUAUUGCAUCAAGAAUGCAAACAUUGAAUUAGUUCAUCAUCAUUUUCAAUACUCUAUUAAUUUACUAGAAGAAAACAACGAUGGAACAUUUCCACUUGAUAUUGCACUCAAAUCAAGUAACAUUGAACUUAAAGAACUCGUUUGUAAAUACUAUUUCAAAUUCAAAGCAAAUUUCCUUGAUGACAGAGUCAAAAUGAGAUUGAACACAUAUUUUUUAAGAGAAAGCGAUACAAUCAAAGCUGAAAUUAUAAGAAUGUCAUUGAAAUAUGAAUCUCACCAGUUUGCAAAAUACUUUUUAGAAAUGGUCGAAGAUAAAUUUAUUGAUAAAUACAAUUUAAUGGCAAUUGCCUAUUCAGAAAUUGUUACUCCAAAUGUUUUUUCUCCAUGUAAAUAUAGUUUGAUGCUAAAUAUGGUGUAUAAGAGAUCCACUGAUAAAUCAAAAUUAGUUGAAUUGGUAAUUAAAAGGAAAGACGUUGAAUUUUUCGAAUUAAUUGCAUCACAGCAACUCGGAAGAAGUAUGAAUUUUCCAUUGAGCGAUGGAAGAACACCAAAAGAAGUCUUAAUUGAACUUGCGCCCACAGACAAACGCUAUCAAGAAAUGCUUGAUUAUAUAACAAAAAUUUAUAAAGUUAGAAUACCAAAUUGGGGAUUAUUAGCUCCUAAUGUUCAGAACAUGUAUUUCAAAAUAUUGUCUCUUCAUAAAUUUAGAAACAUUCCCAAAGAAAAAUUAUUAGUUUAUCAAUUUUUUCAAUCCAUAUUUUUGUCUAAUAAGGCAAGAGUUCUAGAAUUUAUUGAAAAUGGCAUGGACGUUAACGUAGUUAUGGAUGGAAUUCAUCCAUUAAUGAUGUGCAAUAAUGUAUUCAUGGCAAGUUUUCUAAUUGAGCAGGGAUCAAAAUUGGAUUAUAAGAUUUGUUUAAACAUCAAUCCCGCUGAAUUUAGACAAAUUAAUGCCUUUUAUGAUGCUAAAUUUUAUAAUUCAGAUAUUAUGUAUCAUACUUGGUACUGUCCAAUUCAUGCAAUUGUUUUUACUGGAAGAUUAGAAGUAUUGGAGUAUUGUGUUUCAACAGGUAUUAACCUCAAAUUAUUAGAUUCUCAAGAAAAUUCAUUAAUGCACUAUGCUGUAAGUAUAUCAGAUGAAGUUGACCCAAAUGCAAGCAAAGCAAGAUACCUUUAUAAAAAGAAAGUAAGUAUUAAAUCCAAAAAUCUUGAUGGAUAUCAGCCAAUUCAUUAUGCUGUGACUUGGAAUUACGGAGCUGUAAAAUUCCUGAUUGAAAAAAGAGUUGAUCUUAACGCAAUAGGAGUCGAUAAAAGAAUUCCACUUCAUUUUGCAAUUGCACAUGGCACUCCUGAAAUAGUAAAUCUUUUAAUGAGUAAAAAGAUAAACUAUGAUAUUCAGGAUCAUUUAUUAGAUUAUCCAAUUAACAUGAUAAUGAAUCAAAAAUUCGAUAAUAACAUUAUUAGGAUAAUUGAGGUAUAUGCCAAAUAUGGAGCCUCAUUAGACUAUCCUUCAUUUUCUGAUGGUGGUCCCAUUUUAUUUGACUUUUUGAACAAACAUGAAGUAUUAAAAUGCUUAAUCGAUAAUGGCGCUGACUUAAAUAAUUUAAAUAAAAAUAGAGAUACAGCCCUUGCGGUUUGUUUGAAUAAUAAGAAUUUUGUAGGAGUCAAAAUGCUCUUAGAAGGAGGUGCCGAUAUUAAUGCAAGUAAUCAUGACACAAAAUCAAAUUUAUAUGAAUGUCGAUAUGCAUUAUUAAUGAAAUAUAUUUUAAAAUUUCAUCCAACUCUUUAUCUUGAUGCACCAAAAUAUUAUAUUCAAAUAAGAUUUCUCGAUGUAGCAAAAGAAUUAUUUAAUGUUUAA
Messenger RNA from Trichomonas vaginalis G3, 1905 nucleotides. Its product is annotated as spectrin binding. The record is from RefSeq and is a predicted model, not a curated record. The transcript has a single exon. NCBI's taxonomy places the organism in Eukaryota, Parabasalia, Trichomonadida, Trichomonadidae. The coding region runs from base 1 to 1905 and encodes 634 amino acids. Gene Ontology annotation, molecular function: protein binding.